Messenger RNA from Scaptodrosophila lebanonensis, 900 nucleotides. Its product is annotated as cuticle protein 38-like. The transcript is spliced from 3 exons. Lineage: Eukaryota; Metazoa; Arthropoda; Insecta; Diptera; Drosophilidae. Bases 1 to 591 code for a protein of 196 amino acids. The record is from RefSeq and is a predicted model, not a curated record.
AUGUUCAAGUUCGUCGCCAUCGUUGUCUUCGCCCUGAUUGCCUGCGUCGCCGCCAAGCCCGGCAUAGUGGCUCCGCUAGCCUACUCCGCUCCUUUGGUGGCCGCCGCUCCCGCAUCCGCCCCCGCUGUGCUCGCCGCUGCCGCACCCGUGGUUGCCGCCCCGGCUGCUGUGGUGACCGCCACUAGCUCGCAGUAUGUGGCACGCAACUUCAACGGUAUUGCCGCCGCUCCCAUCGUAGCCGCUGCGCCCGUCGCCGCCGCCUACACCGCCCCAGUUGCCACAGCCGCUUACACCGCCCCUGUUGCUGCUGCCGCCUACACAGCACCCGUAGCUGCUGCAUACACCGCACCAGUGGCUGCUGCCUAUUCCGCCCCUAUUGCUGCUGCCUACUCCGCCCCCGUUGCUGCUGCCUACUCCGCCUACCCCUACUCCGCCUAUCCAUACGCCAGCGCCUACUCCGCCCCCCUGGUCGCCUCACCUUACACCGCCGCCUACACUGCUGCCUACACUGCGCCCGUCGCUGCUGCCUACUCCGCAUAUCCUUAUGCCGCUGCCUACUCCGCUUACCCUUAUGCCGCCUACUACCGCUAAGCACUAGAAGUGACUGGUUCGGCACGGCUUUUGGCUAAAAGGACACAAACAACAACAGCAGCACCACUUCAUUCCUCAGUGCACCUCCGUUCAUACUUAAUAUGCCUCCGUGAACAUUUCUGUUCUACCAAUAAUCAUUUCAGUUUGUUAUGCAGCCCUAGGCUCUUAGCUAUUUACUAUUCGAUCGUUUUCAACAGUCAAUCAUUCAUUUCCUUAGUAUUAGUUUAGCAGCUUGCUCUGCUAAAAGUGACAAACGAAGGACUAUACAAAAAUAUUACUGUUUAAAUAAAUGCAUUUGCGUAAAACGUA